AUGUCCAGGUACAACGGAAAUACCCAGUACCCACCUCAACAGAGCCCUACCUCACCCCAGCAGGCUUACUAUGCAGGCCCACCUCAGCGCUCUCCCACCAACCAUAGCCAGCGCUCGCCCCCAUCGCCUCAUAUGGGUGGCCCCGGCGGUUACAACCAUAGCGUUGGACAUGUUGGUUACGAUAUGAUCGAUGAAAGUGACAAUGCUGGAUUGUUGAACAAUCAAGGUAGAGCCGGUGGACGCCCUCCUCCUCCAGGCCAAAAUGGAGGCCUAUUGCCUAGAUUCGAUUCCAAACUCGACAGAAGCACGACCAUGAACCGCAGGUCGGUUUGCCACGUACCUUUGACGGAUGGUAACUUGGUCAUGGACUGCCCUGUCCCUCGACAACUCCUCCAGAACGCCCAUUUUAAGGGCGAGCGCGAAUUCGAAUACAUGCGCUACACAGCCGCGACUUGCGACCCCAACGACUUUUUCAAGGAGCGCUAUACCCUUCGUCCUACCAUCUACCGUCGCCAGACCGAGCUCUUUAUCGUCAUGACCAUGUACAAUGAGGACGAUGAGCUCUUCAUCAAGACCAUGGGCUCGGUCAUGAAGAACAUUGCUCAUCUCUGCACGCGCGCAAAGUCCAAGACCUGGGGCAAGGAUGGCUGGAAGAAGGUCGUUGUCUGUGUCGUUGCUGAUGGCCGCACGAAGUGCCACCCUCGAGUGCUCAAGGUCCUGUCAGCCAUGGGUGCCUACCAGGAAGGUAUCGCCAAGGACUCGGUUGGGGGCAAGCCUGUCACUGCUCACAUCUACGAGUAUACGACCCAGGUUAUGGUCGAUGAGGAACUCAAGGUCCGUAGUGCCGACCGAGGCAUUGUCCCUGUCCAGAUUUUGUUCUGUCUCAAGGAGCAGAACAAGAAGAAGCUGAACUCGCAUCGCUGGUUCUUUAACGCCUUUGCGCCCCAGCUGAACCCGAAUGUCUGUGUUCUCCUGGAUGUUGGAACCAAGCCCUCAGGAACGAGUAUCUACCAUCUCUGGAAGGCCUUUGAUCGCAACUCAUCGGUCGGAGGUGCUUGUGGUGAGAUUUGCGCGGACCUGGGACCCAACUGCGCCAACUUGUUGAACCCUCUGGUUGCAUCGCAGAACUUUGAGUACAAGAUGUCCAACAUUCUCGACAAGCCCCUCGAGUCAGUCUUUGGGUACAUUUCAGUCUUGCCAGGAGCCUUCUCGGCCUACCGCUACAAAGCUCUCAAGGACUCCUCGCCCGGUGUUGGACCGCUCUCAUCGUACUUUAAGGGAGAGACCAUGCACACGUCCGGAGACGCCGGUAUCUUCGAGUCAAACAUGUACCUGGCCGAGGAUCGUAUCCUGUGCUUUGAGCUGGUGGCCAAGAAGAAUGAGGCAUGGCUGCUGAAGUACGUGAAGUCCGCCAAGGCCGCGACAGAUGUGCCCGACAAUAUUGGAGAGUUCAUCUCACAGCGCCGUCGCUGGCUGAAUGGUUCCUUCUUUGCUGCCUUCUACUCGCUCGCACACUUUACGCGCAUUCUCACCUCGGGCCAGAACUUCCUCCGCAAGAUCUUUUUGAUGAUCGAGUUCGUGUAUAACGCCGUCAACUUGAUCUUCAACUGGUUCUCCCUCGCCAACUUUUACCUGACCUUUUAUUUCUUGACAAAGGCUGCCGCCAACAAUUCGAAUACCAAUUUCUCGCCUUUUGGACACUGGGGAACUAUUACGUUCGAGGUCAUGCGCGAGGUUUACUUAGCAGCCAUCAUCAUCGUAUUCAUCUGCUCGCUCGGAAACCGACCUCAGGGCUCCCGCUUUAUCUUUUUGCUCAUCAUCUUCCUAUUUGCGGUCAUCAUGGGUUUCAUGCUCUACCUUGCUGCUGCAACCGUCUACGCGGUCGUCUCACCAGUCUGGGGCAACUACCACCAGAUGAUCGAGUUGAUGAAGACCCAGGGACCCUUCCGCGACACCGUCAUCUCCCUGCUUUCGACCUAUGGACUGUACAUUAUCUCAUCGCUGAUGCAUUUUGAGCCCUGGCAUAUGAUCACGUCCUUCAUAUCCUACCUCUUCCUCCUGCCUGCGUAUAUCAAUAUCCUGAUGGUCUAUGCCUUCUGCAACACGCACGACGUCUCGUGGGGAACCAAGGGUGACAACAAGGCGCCCGAGCUCGGAGGAGCGACCAAGGUGACCAAGGACGGCCAAGAGGUCAUCAAGCUGGAGAAACCGACCAGCCGCGACGAUAUCGAUGCUAUUUACCAGCUCAAUAUGCAAGAACUCUCGGUCCGACCCGAGCACGUGAAGGAGAAGCGGGAUAAGAAGACGAAGCAAGAGGAUUACUACAAGAUGUUCAGGACAAGAUUGGUAUUGACGUGGAUGUUCACGAACGCGGCGCUGAUUAUUGCGAUGACGAGUAGUUUCUCGAUCAGCAAGGACAAUGCGACAGCGGCAGCUCCGACAAAGGAUGAUAUGUUCAACCCGUAUCUGUCGAUGAUCUUCUGGAGCGUGGCGGCGUUGAGCGCGGUCAGGUUCGUGGGAUCGACAUUGUACCUGAUCCUCAGGGCGCUCUUUGGUUAA
This is a messenger RNA of Gamsiella multidivaricata, 2559 nucleotides long. RefSeq names its product chitin synthase-domain-containing protein. The record is from RefSeq and is a predicted model, not a curated record. NCBI's taxonomy places the organism in Eukaryota, Fungi, Mortierellomycota, Mortierellomycetes, Mortierellales, Mortierellaceae. The transcript is spliced from 2 exons. Gene Ontology annotation, cellular component: cell periphery; cell septum. Bases 1 to 2559 code for a protein of 852 amino acids. Gene Ontology annotation, molecular function: chitin synthase activity.